AUGGCGGCAGAAAAAGAGAAGGCCCCGUUGCCUUUCCGCUACACUUUCAUGGCUGAUCCUGGUCAUACCGGCAAGGGCGGUGGCGCCGAUUCGUACAAUGGCAUGCUCGACUGCUUCCGGAAGAUUAUCCGCAAUGAGGGCUUCUCGAGGCUCUACCGCGGCAUUACCGCCCCCAUCCUUAUGGAAGCGCCCAAGCGUGCCACCAAGUUCGCCGCCAACGACAAGUGGGGCAAGUUCUACAGGGAGAUGUUCGGCCAGCAAACCAUGACCCAGUCCCUCUCGGUUCUGACGGGUGCUUCCGCUGGUGCUACCGAAUCUUUCGUCGUGGUCCCCUUUGAGCUCGUCAAGAUUCGCCUCCAGGACAAGGCUUCGGCUGGCAAGUACAACGGCAUGAUCGAUGUCGUUCUCAAGACGGUGCGCAACGAGGGCAUCUUGGCCAUGUACAACGGCCUCGAGUCGACGCUAUGGCGCCACAUUCUCUGGAACGCCGGUUAUUUCGGCUGCAUUUUCCAGGUCCGACAAUUGCUCCCCAAGGCCGACACGAAAGGAGGUCAAACAUUUAACGAUAUCAUUGCCGGUACCGUUGGCGGUACUGUCGGCACCAUCCUCAAUACCCCCAUGGACGUUGUGAAGAGCCGUAUUCAAAACAGCGUCAAGGUGCCCGGUCAAACUCCGAAGUACAACUGGGCCUGGCCCGCCUUGGCGACGGUCGCCAAGGAGGAAGGGUUCGCAGCUCUCUACAAGGGAUUCAUCCCCAAGGUUCUCCGACUGGGACCCGGCGGCGGUAUUCUGCUUGUUGUUUACACCGGCGUGAUGGAUUUCUUCCGCAAGAUGAGGGAUGGCCAGGCUUGA
Messenger RNA from Chaetomium globosum CBS 148.51, 852 nucleotides. RefSeq lists its product as uncharacterized. NCBI's taxonomy places the organism in Eukaryota, Fungi, Ascomycota, Sordariomycetes, Sordariales, Chaetomiaceae. The record is from RefSeq and is a predicted model, not a curated record. The coding region runs from base 1 to 852 and encodes 283 amino acids. Gene Ontology annotation, biological process: transmembrane transport. The transcript is spliced from 5 exons.